GAGAGAGAGAGAGAGAGAGAGAGAGAGAGAGACUGUUUUACUUAAACAUUAUCAACUGAAACCAGUGGGAUAUGAAGCUACAAGCUACAUAUCCCUCCGUAUACAGCGCUCUCAAUUGGUGGAAACUAGUCAGGUGACGUUGUCAUAUUGUCUUUCCUUGAGCCAAGCCUUGGCUAUAUCACUUGGGUUGCGCGUCUUAACCGGAGUCUUGAAAUUAAAAUUAUUGAAAUACUACUGAACUAAAAAAAAAAGAGUUUACAAAGCAGGAAGGAGACACGCGCGCGAGUAUAUGGGAUAAGAACAUAGACACUUAGGCGCACAGUGAGGAAACGUGAGAGAAUAAGCAAAGGGUAUUAAGAAGGAAGAGUUGAUGAGAGGGCGAUAGGGGAAGGCAUGAAUUCGUAUUUCGCGAACCCGUCACUUUCCUGUCAUUUAUCCGGUGGCCAAGAGGUUUUGCCUAACAUGCCACUAAACACGACCACGUAUGAUCCUGUCAGACAUUUCUCGUCCUACGGCUCAACUGUGACCCAGAACCGGAUUUACGCGUCCCCUUUCUAUUCGCCACAAGAAAACGUUGUGUUCGGGUCAAGCCGGGCACCGUACGAUUACGGAUCUAAUGUGUUCCUCCAAGACAAGGAAGUGCUUCCCAGCUGCAGGCAAACUAGUAUGGGAAUCAACGCUCAGAGCCACGUAGCUCAGGACUACAGCCUGGAACACGGCCGAGGCGUUGCGCAGGAGCAAAAAGGGAACCAGAUCCAGAUCUAUCCCUGGAUGCAGCGUAUGAACUCGCACAGCGGAGUUGGAUACGGAUCUGACAGAAGGAGAGGUCGGCAGAUUUACUCCCGAUACCAAACCCUGGAGCUAGAAAAGGAGUUCCACUUCAAUCGCUACUUGACCAGACGCAGGCGAAUAGAAAUUGCUAACGCUCUUUGUUUAACAGAGCGCCAGAUUAAAAUUUGGUUUCAGAACCGCCGCAUGAAAUGGAAGAAAGAGACCAACCUGACUUCUACUGUAACUGGGACAGAUUCGACCGGUACUGCCCAGGCGGAAGAAAAACAGAGCAAUCAGGAGGAGACAGAAGAAGUUAAAAACAAAGACUAGUAGACUUUUUUUGUAAACGUCUGUUAAGCUGCAACGUAACUACCUAUAAACUUUCAGAAAUGCAAUUAUAACUGCAUGGACUGUGUAUUCUGGUAUACCUUUACACUCAUUUCCUGACUAUUAUCACACAAAUACGUGGAGAGGGGGAUAGAUAGAGAGAGAGAGAGAGAGAGAGAGAGAGAAAGGUGAUAUGCAGAAUUAUGCUAAUCGCUCUUUUUAUUAAGAAUAUGUUUUGCCUCAUUUAGGCAGUUUAGAUGCAAUAUCACAGACGCUGUUGUUCGGCAACCAGUCUUAAUAGUAUAGUGUUAUUUAGGCUUGUAAAUAGUUACUUUAUAAAACUACAAACUAAUUGGGUAUAUGGACUUUCUCAUUUGUUUUGCAAACACAGUACCAUUACCAUUCCAAAUGUGAAGGAAAUGUAGUCUAUGCACAUGUGUUAUUUUGUUUCUGUCCAAUUAGCACCAACACUAGUGGGAAAAACCAUGCUACCUACGUUCUUGAUUUUUACAACUUCAUACCGUCAGUGCGUACAAAACGCCGCUGUACUGACUAAAUAUUUACUGAUCAGCUAAUUUCUUAUCAGUUCAACGUACACUUAUAAUCAUGCUUAUAAGGUUGUCUUAAAGUGAAUAAAACUGUUAAGAAGAUG
Molecule: messenger RNA, 1750 nt
Organism: Clarias gariepinus (North African catfish)
Lineage: Eukaryota; Metazoa; Chordata; Actinopteri; Siluriformes; Clariidae
Gene: hoxc6a
Product: homeobox C6a
Exons: 2
Coding region: 394-1101 (235 amino acids)
Biological process (GO): anterior/posterior pattern specification; regulation of transcription by RNA polymerase II
Cellular component (GO): nucleus
Molecular function (GO): DNA-binding transcription factor activity, RNA polymerase II-specific; RNA polymerase II cis-regulatory region sequence-specific DNA binding
Source: RefSeq, a predicted model, not a curated record